ACACGAUCUGGUUACCCAGAGGCCUCCCUAGGAAUUCCUCCGCGCUGGUAGGGGUCCAUUACAUAUGGCGAAAGGACGCUUAUCAAGAAUGGCGACUAAAUGCUUCGAUUCAUGUAAUAGCACAAGUACCGAACGCGACCUUUCAUGAAUCCAAGGCGAGUAUAUGAAGGUGUAUGUUACGACAAAAGAUACCGCCAUUCUUACCUGAUUUACUGUGUACUACCCGCUCCCUAUUCCAGCAUUCUUGUGUCGUCGUAUACACUACGAAAUGUCGCCAUCUCCAGUCAUUCUUAUCCUCGGCGGAGGCAAGAACGUCGGCGCAAGCGUCGCCAAACGCUUCGCCGGGCAAGGCUACAAGGUUGCUCUUGUCGCGAGGAAUAGCCAAAGCACAACGAACAGCGAGAACAGCAUGACCAUUUCGGCCGACCUUGCCGACGCCGACUCACUUUCGCACGUAUUUGAUAGAGUUGAGCAGAAAUUCGGAACGCCAAAUGUGGUUGUGUACAAUGCUGCGUCCGUCAAGCCCGUACCGCGCGAUGAUCCACUCCAACUUGACGUCUCCGACUUGAACAACGACUUCGCCGUCAACACCGCCAGCGUGCUCGCAGCUGCCAAGCGAGCUAUCCAAGGCUUCGCAAAGCUUCCGUCCGAGAUGAACAAGACCUUCAUCUACACCGGCAACCUCCUGAACAUCGAAGUGAUGCCCGCCCUUGUGAGUCUGGGUAUCGGCAAGUCGGCCACUGCACAUCUCGUCAAGACGGCAGCGCAGGCGUAUGGCGCGCAAGGUUACCACUUUUACUACGCCGACGAGCGCAAAGCGGACGGUUCCGCCGCAUUCAUGGAUAUCAACGGGCCUAACCACGCGGAGUUUUAUUACGAGCUUGCCGAGGAUAAACAGCAGAGGCCAUGGUGGCAAACGUUUGUGGGUGGUCAGGGCUACAAGUCGUUUCCAGUCAAGCUUGCUUAGUUCGAAGUGUGUAGGUUGUCAUGGGGAAACUGUUGUUAAGUCGCUCACAGUCGAGGUGCCACCCAUCUCGGUUGCCUUCUCUCGCUAAACGCCAUCAGCCCUUCCUUCAUGUUCUGGCCCUUCUGCAGCUCGGUCCACUGGCUCUCGUUGGUUGUCUUCGUCGCGGUCACAACAUCCGCCGUAGUCCAGCCUUCUCUUAGGCCAGCUCGCGUGCAGAUGAUCGAGUCCGGACUGUUAGCCGCAAUCUGCUUUGCCC
Molecule: messenger RNA, 1223 nt
Organism: Baudoinia panamericana UAMH 10762
Lineage: Eukaryota; Fungi; Ascomycota; Dothideomycetes; Mycosphaerellales; Teratosphaeriaceae
Exons: 3
Coding region: 269-967 (232 amino acids)
Source: RefSeq, a predicted model, not a curated record